AUUUGAAUUUUGGAAAAGCUCGGUCAACUUAUCAACUGUUUGUAAUCGCUAUACACGUGUACAUUACAUUUCACGGUAGCCAAAAAAAUCGUGCAGAAAAGUCAAUAAUCUGCUGAUAAAUUAAAAUUAACAUGCCUGUCAUCCUAACUGUAAACGCAAUGGUGAUGUGUGGUGGAAAACGUGUUUUAAAAAAAAAAAAAAAAGCUGAGUCGUGACGAAGCCCCAAGAAAGGCUCUCCACGUUUUUCAUUUUCUCUUUUUGUUUAUUCAUCUUUAUUAUUAGUAUUAUGAACACUGAACAAACAGAAAGCUGUGUGUGUCAGGCGAUUGCGUUGACUACACGGAAAGCUCGGCUUCGCCUACAGUUCCAUUAAAAUGCAGCACUGAAACGUUUAGCGUGUCUUUUGCUUGCUCCCAGAGCACGUAAAGCUCAUAAAAAUCUACUUUAACGCACUUUUACAGUUACAGGCCUGAGUGGUUACUGAUACUGUUAUACUGCAGUGAACUUAAAACACUGACCCAAAAUUUUGGACUAAAAUUGCAGUACAGUGGACAACAGCAACAUGUACAACAUAUAUGUAUGAAUGUGUGUGAGUAUAUGUAUGUAAUUACACACACACACGUACGUAUAUAUAGGGGCGGACUUAACCAUAAGGCAAAGGUCGGCAAUUGCCAAAACCUAUAUUAACUUAUAGUUAGGUUUUUUUUUGCUUUACUCAAAUUAUAUAUUUUUAAAACUCUAUCGCUAAAAUGGCAUCAGAAUGCUUCAUUUUUAGUGUUGCUCAGGAGGGUGCACCCCUAUUCCACUGGACUAUUCUAUUAUCUCACAUUACUGCACAGCUGCGGAAAUGACAGACAGACAGUGUUCAAAGUAGAUGGAGCGAAGUUCUGUGAAAAUUAAGCGAAACUAUCGAAGCGGGAGGAAAGCAAAAGGAUUAUAGCAAAGUUCCCAAAGAUGUCAAGUGGAGAAGAGUCAAACAUUUCUAGCUACUACUUAGAUGAGAAGGCUUUCCAUCUCUGCUGCAAACUUUUCCUACAGCACUCGGGUGUCAUCAGAGACGGAUGGAGUUGGGCAGAGGUCAAGGGUGGUGAAGAAGGCUACAUAAAAAAGACUGCUAUAAUGCCUGGAAGAUUCUGUUCUUUGCCUAACCAUAAAGCUGAUGAUGGGAUGAGUGCUCUGACAGGAGCAGUUGAGCUGGAUGAUGAGGCAGCUGGGGGUUAUUCAGUAUGUGAGAGCCAAGUUUUAAUGCACUAUGAAUACCAUGUUUUGUACUCCUUCAGCCAUCAGGUGCCUAUACUCUACUUCAGAGCAUCUACAUUAGAUGGACAGCCUUUGUCCCUUCAUGAGGUGUGGAGCAAUAUUCACCCAAACUACAGACAAAGACUACUACAAGGACCUUGGGAUGCACUGACUCAACAGGAACACCCUUUACUUGGCCAGCCCUUCUUUAUGCUCCAUCCUUGUCACACUGAAGAGUUUAUGAGACCACUUUUCAAAAUGGCACAUGCCAAAAAGAGGAAAGUAAACUACAUUGCCACAUGGCUGAGUGUGGUAGGGCCUGUGGUGGGAUUGGAUGUGCCGCUUAGCUAUCACACAGCAUUGAUUGCUCCUGACUGACUCAUUAACAUCUCUCAUGAACUGUUAGAGCUUAAAGAUCAGUAUGCUCCAUCUAUCCUCGCCAUGCCUCUCAUCAUCUGCACAUCUGGUGAAGAAGAGGAAAACACCACAUGGGCAAGGCUCCUACAAGGCUUUGAUUGGUUCGAACAUUGUGUCAAAGAAUUUACUCAUCACCACUGACUAAUCUGUACUUUCAAAAUUUGCCUUUGAGUUAUUUGAAUCUGUAGCUUUUUUCUCUUAUAUCUUCAUUUUGUCUAUUUUUCUUUUUUCUUUAACAGACAUGUUGAAAUAAAAUUUUGACAAAAUUGACAUCAAAA
Pangasianodon hypophthalmus (striped catfish) is the source of this 1934-nucleotide messenger RNA. RefSeq names its product ATG10 autophagy related 10 homolog (S. cerevisiae) (gene atg10). Bases 955 to 1617 code for a protein of 220 amino acids. The record is from RefSeq and is a predicted model, not a curated record. Lineage: Eukaryota; Metazoa; Chordata; Actinopteri; Siluriformes; Pangasiidae. The transcript is spliced from 7 exons. Gene Ontology annotation, cellular component: intracellular anatomical structure. Gene Ontology annotation, biological process: protein modification by small protein conjugation; macroautophagy; protein lipidation. Gene Ontology annotation, molecular function: Atg12 transferase activity.